UUGCUCUAAAUUCAGUCUGGUUUCACAAGUCUUCCGUAUCCAACUUCCAAGUCAACUGGCGUGUUAAUCAGAGAAACUACAUGUUAUAUAGUGAAGAAACGAGAAAAUAAUUCAUACAAAUACGUUGUUUUAGUUUAGAAUAAUAGAUUCUUGUUUUUUUCCCUGUGAAUCGAGAAUUUGGAAUGGCUUCUGUCUCUCUGUUUGUUUUUUUUGCUCUCUCGCACCUCGUGCUGCUUCACUCAGCUGAAGAAGAAGAAAAGCGAGAAAACGAUUAUUGUCGGCACUUUCAAUGUGGAAAAUUAGGUAACAUUAGCUUCCCAUUCACCAAAAUCCCACCCCCAUUAUUCUCAUUUUGCCAUUUCAUGCAAGUAGACUGUGACGAAACACCCCCGAUGAUCCACUUGCCGUGGGCGUGGAGAGAGAGACAAUAUGAAGUUUUAAACAUCUCUUACACUACCACCACACAACACAUCCGUGUCAAGGACCAUUCGCUUUCGGAAUACUUGAAAUCCAAUAAAUGCCAUUACUUGGACCAUUUUGCUUUUCCCUCUCAUUUUUCUACUUUUAAACUCACCACACCCAGUCGGACCCUAUUCAAAUGCAAUCUUAAUAUUACUUCCCCUAGAAAUUUUAAAAAAAUGACCUGCAAACACUAUAACAUCUACUAUAGUCCUUCAAACGAGGCUUCUCAGAAUUUAUCUUCUGAAUGUUCAACUAUUCAGCUGCCAGUGAACGAGACUUCACAUAAAGAUGAACUGAAUUUAAUUGCUGAGUUCGACCUUGAAUUGCAUAUAUCUGAUGAUUGUAGCAGUUGUCAUGGUAAAGAAGGAAAAGAGAAUAAAAACAACAACAAAGUGGUGAUACCAUUAGCUGUUGGAUGCGCAGUCUUCUUCAUGAUUAUCUUGUUCUUUAUUUUCUGGCAACUUUACAAGAAAAGAAAUCCUUCUUCAAAAUUGCUAGCAAGGAAUACAUAUUCUGAUCCAUCCUCAAGAUCAGAAGUGGAGGGGUGGAGUGUCUACUUUAGAGUCCCUGUUUUCUCCUACAAUGAACUUGAAAAAGCUACCAAUAAUUUUCAUGUUGAGAAAGAACUUGGGAAUGGAGGAUUCGGAACUGUUUAUCAUGGCAAACUCCAUGAUGGGAGGGAAGUUGCAGUCAAGCGCUUAUAUGGGCACAACCAUAGACGAGUAGAGCAGUUCAUCAAUGAAGUUGAAAUCCUAACACGAUUGCGCCACAAGAAUCUUGUCUCCCUUUAUGGCUGCACUUCACGCAGCUGCCAUGAACUUCUUCUUGUGUAUGAAUACAUUCCCAAUGGCACCGUUGCUGAUCAUAUUCAAGGCCAUCAAGCUACACCAGGUUCACUCACAUGGCCAACUCGUAUGAGCAUUGCUAUAGAAACUGCUAGUGCAUUAGCUUACCUCCAUGCUUCUGAAAUCAUACAUCGCGACGUAAAGACUAACAACAUCCUUCUUGAUGACAAUUUCUGCGUCAAAGUUGCUGAUUUUGGGCUUUCCCGGCUGUUCCCUAACGAUCUCAGCCAUGUCUCAACAGCUCCUCAAGGGACACCAGGCUACGUUGACCCGGAAUAUGACCAAUGCUACCAGCUUACUAGUAAGAGUGAUGUCUACAGCUUUGGGGUUGUCCUCAUGGAGCUCAUAUCAUCACUGCCAGCCGUUGAUAUAUUUAGGCAAAAGCAUGAAAUCAAUUUGGCUGAUUUGGCUGUAAACAAGAUUGAAAACUGUGCAUUCCAUGAGUUGAUCGACCCACAUCUUGGAUUUGAGUCAGAUGAUGGAAUUAGAACAAUGACCAUUUUGGUGGCAAAGUUAGCUUUUCAAUGUCUACAACAGGACAAGGAAACGAGGCCUUCCAUGGAUGAGGUAUUGGAGGCUUUAAAGAAGAUUCAAAGUGGUAAGGAUGCGCAUGAGGAUCAAGAGAUGGCAUAUGAUGAUGCUGGGAUCCUUAAUGUGCAGCAACCAGUUUCACCCGAUCGUGAUGAGGUUCGAGUGUUAAGGAAUAAGCGGCUGCCAGUUUCAAUCGAGGAUGUAACCGAUUUUUGGACUAGUAGGCCUACUACACCUAAUAUCAGUGGUUGAAAUUUCAUUUUCUUUUCAAUGUUUUCAUCCACUUGUUUGGUUGUUCUUACUCAUAGAGGCAUAUUAUUGGUAUUUAGAUGUGAGGGAUGCACAAUUACCAAAAUACCUAAAAAUUUUGGUUCUUUGUUUGAUUCUGUGUUCUAUUUUUCGAAUAAAAAUCCUAUUUUGAGUGUCA
Molecule: messenger RNA, 2265 nt
Organism: Quercus lobata
Lineage: Eukaryota; Viridiplantae; Streptophyta; Magnoliopsida; Fagales; Fagaceae
Product: LEAF RUST 10 DISEASE-RESISTANCE LOCUS RECEPTOR-LIKE PROTEIN KINASE-like 1.1
Exons: 4
Coding region: 183-2090 (635 amino acids)
Biological process (GO): protein phosphorylation
Molecular function (GO): ATP binding; protein kinase activity
Source: RefSeq, a predicted model, not a curated record